CAAGGCGAGAGGGAUUCGGAUUCAGUGAACACAGACUUCCGGAAGGGAAACAAUUUGAAUUUAAACACUGAGAGGUUUUACUGAGAGAAUGUCCACACUCUUCCCCUCCCUGUUCCCGCGGAUGACCGAGUCCCUCUGGUUUAACCUGGACCGGCCCUGUGUCGAUGAGAACGAGCUUCAACAGCAGGAGCAACAGCACCAGGCGUGGCUCCAGAGCAUAGCUGAGAAAGACAAUACCCUGGUGCCUAUUGGGAAGCCCGCCUCGGAGGUACCAAAUCACUUUGAUGAUGAGGAGGAAGAGGAUGAUGAGGAUGACGAAGACAGCGAGGAGGACUCUGAAGAUGACGAGGACAUGCAGGACAUGGACGAGAUGAAUGAUUAUACAGAGUCUCCUGAUGACGGGGAGAUCAAUGAGGUGGAUAUGGAAGGAGCAGAUCAGGACCAGGACCAGUGGAUGAUCUAGACCAGGGGUCUCCAGCCCUGGUCCUGGAGAGCUACUGUGGCUGCUGGUUUUCAUUUCAACCAAUAUCUGU
Polyodon spathula (Mississippi paddlefish) is the source of this 533-nucleotide messenger RNA. It is a transcript of the gene anapc15, whose product is annotated as anaphase promoting complex subunit 15. Gene Ontology annotation, biological process: regulation of mitotic cell cycle spindle assembly checkpoint. The record is from RefSeq and is a predicted model, not a curated record. Gene Ontology annotation, cellular component: anaphase-promoting complex. NCBI's taxonomy places the organism in Eukaryota, Metazoa, Chordata, Actinopteri, Acipenseriformes, Polyodontidae. The transcript is spliced from 5 exons. The coding region runs from base 89 to 463 and encodes 124 amino acids.